This is a messenger RNA of Coregonus clupeaformis (lake whitefish), 4006 nucleotides long. It is a transcript of the gene adam17b, whose product is annotated as ADAM metallopeptidase domain 17b. NCBI's taxonomy places the organism in Eukaryota, Metazoa, Chordata, Actinopteri, Salmoniformes, Salmonidae. The record is from RefSeq and is a predicted model, not a curated record. The transcript is spliced from 18 exons. Bases 465 to 3020 code for a protein of 851 amino acids. Gene Ontology annotation, cellular component: plasma membrane. Gene Ontology annotation, molecular function: metalloendopeptidase activity. Gene Ontology annotation, biological process: Notch signaling pathway; membrane protein ectodomain proteolysis.
UUUCUGCAAAAUCCUCCGAACACAGAUCUACAGAAGAACAAUUUGUUAUUUUUCAGGUAAAAGUAGUCUACAACAGAGGAUAGAUUGCGGUGAUAAUAUCGUGUAGCCUACGCGUCAUGUUAAUGUAAAGUGAACUACUGUAUAUCCGCCUAUAAUUUAUGUGAUUUUUUUUGUCACAACACUUCCGGAUAUGCGGGCGCUGGUUUUCAAGGAGAAAAAACAUUUUUGCCGAAACUGGAAGUCCGUCUUUUAACAAUCGGUUAUAGUUGCAGAACGACUGAAUGUUUUGUUACAUGGUCACCGUACCAAUUUUGUUACAUUGUUGCUAGCCUUGGGAAUGCGGAAACAUCCAAAUUAGUGGGCUUUUGAAGAGAUUAUCCCGAUACAACAAAUACUGUGGAAACUGUUUUUUGACCAGUGUAUGGAUUUUUUCUUUUUUACACUUUCCACCCAUAAAUACCGAUAUGCAGAUAGUCUUUUUAUUUAUAGUUUCUCUAUUUUUAACGAAUGGUGCAACAAAACCGCCUGCGGAGGUUGUAGAUCCUGAAUAUGACUUUCUCAGUUCCAUGCUUUCAGACUUUGAGGUGCUGCCCCUCGCCAGUCUCCAGACUCACUCGGUCCGGCGACGGGACCUCCAGACACAGACCCACGUGGAACGACAUCUCAGCUUCACUGCCUUACAGAGGCAUUUCAAGCUGUACCUGAGGACCAACACGGAGCUGUUCACAGAGGACUUCAGGGCCGUGUUCGUGGAUGAGGAUGGACAGGAGGACAGUUACGAGGUCAACAGACAGAACUUUUUCACCGGCCAUGUCAUAGGGGAGGAGAACUCCAGAGUGCAGGCGCAUAUCGAUGACAAUGACUUCUCGGCACACAUCCUCACUGACGGAGCAGAGUACAACAUUGAGCCCCUGUGGAGGUUCACGUCGGCGCCCCCCGAUGGCCGUUUGUUGAUAUACCGCCCUGAGGACAUAAGGAACAUCAGCCGACUGGCCUCGCCCAAAGUCUGUGGCUACGUGAAGACUGACUCCAAUGACCUGCUGCCUGAGAGCAUGAGAUCAGCUAGACUGGAGGAGGAAGGUGAGGAGGAGCCCCUGGUCAGAGAGAAGAGACAGGUCCAUGACCACAAGAAGAACACUUGUCCUUUACUCCUGGUGGCUGACCAUCGCUUCUUCCAAGAGAUGGGCCGUGGCGAGGAGAGCACUACCCUCAACUACCUGAUCGAGCUGAUUGACCGCGUGGAUGACAUCUACAGGUCGACGUCGUGGGAUGACGAGUAUAAAGGAUACGGGGUUCAGAUCCAACAGAUCAUCAUUGAGAAGCUCCCCACCCGCGUACCUCCAGGGGAGGCCCACUUCAACAUGAGGGGAAGUCCCGUAGAGGGUAAGGAUGUCUGGGACGUGAAGAAGCUUUUGGAGCAAUUCAGUGUGGACAUAGCAGACAACGCGUCCAAGGUGUGUCUGGCUCACCUGUUCACCUACCAGGACUUUGACGAGGGGACCCUGGGCCUGGCCUACGUGGCCCCCUCCAGACAGGGCAUCCCUGGGGGCCUCUGCUCAGAGAAGUGCCCUCCGUCAUCGCCUGAGACGAGAGCUAUUUAUCUCAACACUGGGCUCACCAGCACUAAGAACUAUGGGAAAACUAUUCUGACCAAGGAGGCAGACCUGGUGACGACUCACGAGCUGGGCCAUAACUUUGGGGCAGAGCAUGACCCUGAUAACAUCCCCUACUGUGCUCCCAGGGAAGACCAGGGGGGCAAAUAUGUCAUGUACCCCAUCGCUGUGAGCGGAGACCACGUCAACAACAAGCUGUUCUCCGACUGCAGUAAGAUCUCCAUUGUGAAGCGUCUGAGGAACAAGGCUCCAGUGUGCUUCAGGGAGAGGAACAGUAACGUGUGUGGGAACAGCAGGGUGGAACAGGGUGAGGAGUGUGACCCGGGACUGCUGCACAUCAACGACGACCGCUGCUGUACCUCCGACUGCAAGCUCCGCCCCACAGCCAAGUGCAGUGACAGGAACAGUGCAUGUUGUAAGCUGUGCCAGUAUGAGAAGGAGGGCAAGGUGUGCCAGGAGCCCAUCAGUGCCACCUGUAAGGGCAAGUCCUACUGCACAGGCAACAGUAGUGAUUGUCCGUCUCCUGAGAACGCCCCUGACAAGACGGUGUGUUUGGACAACGGAGAGUGUCUGGACGGUGUGUGUAUCCCCUUCUGUGAGGCCGUCAAGAACCUGCAGUCCUGCGCCUGCAAUGAAACCAACUCGUCAUGUAAAGUGUGCUGUCGUAGCACCAGUGGAGUGUGCGCCCCAUACCAGGACGACGGAGGGGACUUCAUCUACCUCCGCAAGGGCAAACCCUGCACUGUGGGCUUCUGUGACGGAGCAGGUAAAUGUAUGAAGCAAGUCCAGGAUGUCAUUGAGAGGCUGUGGGAUUUCAUUGACAAGCUGGACAUCAACACAUUUCGGAAGUUUUUGGCGGACAACAUCGUGGGCUCUGUGGUGGUCUUCUCCUUGGUCUUCUGGGUCCCCCUCAGCAUCCUGGUUCACUGUAUGGAUAAAAAACUGGAUCAGCAGUAUGAACAGACCACCAAGUCUCUGCUUUUCCCCAGUAAUGCAGAGUUUAUGAGCAGUCUGGAGUCAGCCUCUGUGCGGAUCUUCAAACCCCCCGCCAUCUCAGCCCUGCGCUUCCAGGCCUCUGGCCCCCAGCAGACCAGCACUCCCCCCAUCCAAGCCCCAGCUCCAGCUCAAACCCCUGGGGCCCUAGCCCCAACCUCCACUCCCAGCCCCAGCCAGAGUCCCUUGCCCCCCCUGGAGAGCCCACGCAUGGCCACCAUCCAGGAGGACCCCAGCUUUGACUCCCACCUGGAUGAAGAGGCUCUGGAGGGUGACUUUCCCAUGGGGAGUUCGGCUCCACACUCCUUUGAGGAUCUGACAGAGCACGGACCCCUGGCCCGACGCAGCGACAAGGCCCUGUCCUUCAGACUCCAGAGACAGGCCCGCAUCAACAGCAAGGAGACAGAGUGCUGAGAGAGAGAGGGAGGGGGAGAGAGGGGUAGAGAGAUAAAGACGGCUCUUAACACAGGAGACUGAGAAAGAAAACGGGAGAAAGAGACUGGAGGAGGAAAGGACAGAGCGUGGGAGAGGAAGCUCACCCAAUCAGCACUGAAGGGCAGACCACAGAGUAAAACAAGCAGGACUUGUCUGAUACAAUAUGUGGGCUGAGUUAUAUAAUGUAUUAUAUGGAGUUGGAGAGCAGCUUCAGUUGAAAAUAGGAUCCCACUGGGCUAAAAUGAAACCUAUUGAGCAUUGAAAAGCCAAAUUCUUCAAAACUGAAAUUAAAAAUCAACAUUGUUUCAUCUAUGAAAGAUUGACAAUCUAGUCUAGAAUUUUCUUGGUAAAUUGUAGUGCCUGACUAAUAAGAAGUAGCCGACUGCGAUGACCAGGUUAUAUUGAUGUUGUUCUGGUUUCAGAUGAUUUAUUGUUUAAGAUAUCCUGGCUUGCUCACUUGCGCAGCCUGGCAUAUGAACAUGUUACGCAAUGCCUCCAUUUAUGUAUUUGAGUUGGUUGAUGUCUGUAAUAUCAGUAGCCUGGUGCUAGUUAAUGUACUUUGUGGCAAAGCAAUAUAACACUACUUGACCUCUUUGCUCUUCGUAACCAUGACAACAUGUAACCUCGUGGGGGAAAAAAUGAAUUUAUCAUGGAGAAGUCAAGAAAAAUGUUACAAAGAAUUUCAUUUGUUGGGAGAGCCUGGUUGGUUGUAACUAAUAACAAAACCAGCAUAAUGUUUACUGUUCAAUCCUGUGAACCGUAGUCUGAACCAGUAUUACUCAUAGAGAUAGAUGGAGGACUCAUCUUUGUAACUGUGCCAUUAUAGCGCCUGUGACCGCAUGGGUAGCGCGUUGAGGUUAUCUCCAUUUUGAGGUAAGUCAAUUUUCUUCUUAACGAUUGGCUGAUCCCUCCUGAUGACUUGACUCCAACAGGGUCACCAGGAGGGAUCAGCCAAUAAAGUUGGA